AGCCGCGACUUUGCGCUCCGCAACGCUCCCUCCUCUGCUUCCCUCCUUCGCCUCGUUUCAAACCCUAGAGCCCCUCCUCCCCCGCCAGCACCCUAGCCCUAGCUCCGGGAGCCCACUCCCAUCGCCCCCUCCGCCGCCCCGGCCGCCCCCCGCCUCCUACACGCCUAGCUCCACCCGCGCGAGCCCCCCUACGGCGGCUCGGGGCCGGUGCGGAGGCUCUCGGCGUGGGAGGGGCUGGGCGGGGAGGGAAUGGUGUGGCGGCCAUGAGCCGUCCCUCUUUCCGGCCGCGGCCGGUGGACAUCCACAGGAGGCUCCCCAUCGUCCGGUUCGCGCGGGAGCUCGAGGACGAUGACCCCACGUUCGCGCUCCGGGCCGCGCCUCCCCUGCUUCGGUACUCUGCACCGGAGCCGGCGGCUGACGGCGAGGCGCAUCCAGCACCUAACAAGAAGAAUGCCCAAGAAAUACCCACACCCCAGUAUGAUGUUGUUGAUACAUACGAAAGGGACUAUACGCGUACCUUUGCACAACCCACAACAUACAUACGUGGAAGAGGAGCCCGAGCUGAAGUUGGUGAUUUUAUUGAGUAUGACCUGGAUAAUGAAGAUGAAGAUUGGCUUGAAGGUUAUAACAAUGAGCGGAAAAAUCUUAAUGCUGAAAUGUUGGAGGCCCUCCUAUUUAAGCUGGAAAUUUUGGACCACAAAGCUCGAGAAAGAGCAGGCAUCAUAACACCUACCAUGAUUGGACCAAUUCCAGUCAUUUUGCAGCUUGAUUCUGCCUUUGAGGCUUUGCAGUACUUAUCUGUCUGGUAUGCUGUAUUCCAGGCUGCAUACAGCUAUUGGAAGGCAAAGAGAGAGCGGUGGCAAAAACCUAUUUUGAGGCAUUUGCAGCCGCCUCCACCACCAAGUGAUACAAAUCCAUACAAUGUCUUCAGACCAAGAGAGAAGGCUCAUCGUCUUCACACAAGAAGGAUGCAACGUCGAGAAAAUAGUGCCCAAUCAUUCGAAAGACUCCGCCUGGUGAGGCGAAACCUAAAGCAAGCUAAGGUACUAGUGGAGGCUUUGAUUAAGAGGGAAGAGAAGAAACGUGAGGCCAUGGACUGUGAGGUCCACCUUCGACGUAUACAAAUGAAAUACAAGCAUGAAGCGCAACUUCUUGAUGACGGGAUUGCACUAUCAGGCCUUCAGCAAGUUUCUACUCAAUAUGGAUCAAGUGAAGAUUAUUCGGAUUCAGAUGAUACAAGUACUGAGCAACCAAAUUUACAACCAUUUGCUUUUCACCUUCGGCUCCCUGAUAAAAAGCUAUCGGUCAUCUCAUCAGUACGUUUAAAGCAUGAACAUGAGUUGAAGAGAAGGUUGCAGCAGACUGCCUGGUUAUUCAAAAGGGAUCCUGAGGAGCCAGUAAUGCUGUUCACAAGACCGCUUGAUCCUGGUAAGUUGGAGAUAGCUGGCAUCAGGCCACCACCAGCUCCAUCUAUUGAUGGUGGAGCCACUGCACAGCCAUUCCGGUGCCAGGGCAGGAUCGGGCGAGGUGGCCGGAUCAUCUUUGACCGUUGGAAUCCCCUCUAGGUUCCAAUUGGUCAACAGGCCUCAGUUUCUACAGUAUAAUCAUAGACCCCAUGUGUUAGAAGGAUGAAGCACCAUGCUUGUUGUUAUGUAUGUCGUCGAUUCAACUGGUGAGAGAUGAAGCUGGAGCAGCUGUUUCUCCAUGAGCCAGAUUUGCCCUCUGGGAUGCUCCAUUUUCUGCUGCAGGGAAUUUUAAGGCUUACAUAUCUGAUGAGAAGAAAUGUUGGACGAUGCUCCUGGAUUUGCUUCUGGUUCUCACAUAACUAGAGUGAAAGCUGGCAAUAGGCACAUGGGCUGCCUUUUCUCAGCUAUUUGUAUAGUUUUUCACUGUAGCUGAGAUGGUAAGCAAUUUAGUGCAGAAUUUUUUCCUUCUCUUUGCUCUAGGGUUAGUAUCUAAUGCAAAUAUGCAAUUCUUUGGUUAGCUAUUUACUAGGAAUGGGAAUGUUCCUCAUAGAUAUAGGGAAAAUGAUGUGUAACCAAGUAAAUUGUGUUGCUUAUUAAUAUUGUUCACGGGAUCGAAUAUAUUGGCGCUUUUUAAA
Messenger RNA from Setaria italica (foxtail millet), 2101 nucleotides. Its product is annotated as enhancer of polycomb-like protein 1. The record is from RefSeq and is a predicted model, not a curated record. Lineage: Eukaryota; Viridiplantae; Streptophyta; Magnoliopsida; Poales; Poaceae. The coding region runs from base 264 to 1565 and encodes 433 amino acids. The transcript is spliced from 12 exons. Gene Ontology annotation, cellular component: piccolo histone acetyltransferase complex. Gene Ontology annotation, biological process: regulation of transcription by RNA polymerase II.